UUCAACCGCAGAGACCACGGAGAUGCCUCCUUGUGUGUCUUACAACAGUUAGCCUACUAAACAGCACAGAGUUCAUGUGCACUGGGCAUUUUGGAAAUCAGCAAUGCUUGAAGGCGAAAGUUUUGAAGCAGACCUCGUGUAGUCCUCCUGAGAUGAUUUUGUUCCAAAAAUGAGUGAAGUUGAAAGUUCUGAAGCAGACCUGUCCUUCUGGUGAUGAGACACUGUGAAAGCUUCUACCUCUGAGAAAAUGUUUCCUGUAAGUUUGUUGAACAAUUCCAUACCUUUGUCUGAUCAGGCAAGUUUGGAGCCGUCUGGCCAGAUGUACCCAGCACCUCCUCACAGUCACAACAUGUUUCCCACAGAUACUUUGAGUCAUCCGGACAGAUUAAAUGAGUGGACAACAAACUAUGCCAUCUCCCAGGUGCUCAUGACAAUGGGGGAUCCGAACACAUGCCCGCCGUACCCUGUGUCAAACUGCACGCCAUAUAACGGACAUGCACAAAUGGAGGAUUUUUCUCCCUUAAACUUAAACUUUCCAUACAAGGAGCAAACAGAACAACAACCUCAGCUGGACAGACGAGGGCAGGUUCUGUUUCCUCUCGGGGAAGGAGAGAAGGAGGUGACAGAGAUACAACCUCCUCAUGUGGAUAGACAACAUGCUUCUCAGACCAGUGGGAGCCGGCAAAUUGAUGUGCCAGCUUCUCAGAGUAAAAAGAGAGAAAGAAAAAGAACGGCGAGCCAGGCAUACGCAGAGCGUAAGAGGUGCAGUAACACAAAUCAAUGUUAUAUCAACUCAAAAGGAACAGAAGUAUUACCGAGGGUGUUUGAUUCAGAGUUUGAUUGUGCUUGUAGCAAGGAGUGCAUGAAGAAAGUGAGUGUUGAAGAUAGAGAGAAUUUGUUUUCCAAAUAUUGGAACUGUGGUUCUUUUGAGGCUCGAAGUGCAAUUAUUAAUUAUUGUGUCAGUGAGGAGAAUGUAGCUAGACAUUAUUCAAAAAGUGAAACAAAGAGGAGAACCAAAACACGACGAUAUGUCAUCUCUGGGGUGGAGGUGUGUCAGAAGGCUUUUCUUCGGACUCUGCAGAUUAACGAGUCUCGUGUCGCGACCUGUCUGCGGAAAGUGACAGACCCAACAGCCUCUGUGGGUGACCAGAGGGGGAAGAGGGGGAAGCACAGAUUGGCUCUGGAGGAGAGAUACCAGGCUGUGGUAGAACACAUCCACUUGUUGUCCAAAGAACCCAGACAGGGACACAAGAGAAAAAACUUGCCAAGGUUAUUCGACUCUGACUUAGAAUGUUGCUCCAGGAAGUGUUUAGAACGAGUGAGUUAUGAUGAGAGAAAAAACUUGUUCAUCAAAUAUUGGGAAUGUCCUUCAUUUGAGGCUCGCAGUGCAGUUAUUGUCUAUUGUGUGAAGGAGGAGGAAGUGCGCAGACAUUACUCGAAAUGUGGAUCUAGAAGAAGAAGCAAGACAAGAAGAUACCGUAUUGCUGAGACAGAUGUGUGCCAGAAAGCAUUUCUGAAAACUCUUCAGAUCAACGAAUCCCGUGUGGCCACCUGUUUGAGAAAGGUUAAAGACCCAUCGGCAUCGGUCAGUGACCAGAGGGGUAGCCGUCUGACACAAACUGACCACAGAGAUAGCCUCAGUGGACAAGACAAGUUGUCCCAGGCUAGGUAUACAUCCAUUUUCCAACACAUCAACUCUAUGUCAUCCCAGGCAGACGAGAAAAGCUGCACUGACCCCCAAGCACUGUCUGUACAAGUUUCGAACACGUGCCAAAUGAGAGGGACCACUGAGAACAACAAUCAGCUUUUACAUAGGACGGGAUGGAUGGGGAGGGCUGGGCAGUGA
Messenger RNA from Aplysia californica (California sea hare), 1846 nucleotides. RefSeq lists its product as uncharacterized. The record is from RefSeq and is a predicted model, not a curated record. The transcript has 2 exons. Bases 248 to 1846 code for a protein of 532 amino acids. NCBI's taxonomy places the organism in Eukaryota, Metazoa, Mollusca, Gastropoda, Aplysiida, Aplysiidae.